Glycine soja is the source of this 378-nucleotide messenger RNA. RefSeq lists its product as uncharacterized. The record is from RefSeq and is a predicted model, not a curated record. The transcript has 2 exons. NCBI's taxonomy places the organism in Eukaryota, Viridiplantae, Streptophyta, Magnoliopsida, Fabales, Fabaceae. The coding region runs from base 1 to 378 and encodes 125 amino acids.
AUGGGUAGAAGUAGAGGAAAAGGUAAAAAGUUAACUAUUAGCAAUGAGGAGGAUGCCAUAAGUGAAGAAGAAGAAAAGGUUCCUAAGCAAAAAAGAAGAGGGAGGCCACAUAAACUGUAUAAGGAAGACUUUGAUGAAGAAGAAAUUGAGGAAAUAUUAGAAGAGGAUGCUACUAGUGGUGACAACGUUAUGAAUGUAGUGUCUAGCAAAGAGAUGAAUGGAUGCGUUUACCUGAACAAUCUCAGCAUUCAGCAGCAGAAUUCAGCAGUCAAGAUUCAGCAGAUUGCGGAAAAGUGGAAAUUGCAGAUUCAGCAGCAACCACUGCCUCUAGUGUAUGAAGAUCAGCUACACCAAGCAUCAAAUCCUGCAAGAAAAUGA